Messenger RNA from Magnolia sinica, 2385 nucleotides. RefSeq names its product U-box domain-containing protein 19-like. The coding region runs from base 78 to 2120 and encodes 680 amino acids. Gene Ontology annotation, molecular function: protein binding; ubiquitin-protein transferase activity. Gene Ontology annotation, cellular component: nucleus; cytoplasm. The record is from RefSeq and is a predicted model, not a curated record. Gene Ontology annotation, biological process: protein ubiquitination. The transcript has a single exon. Lineage: Eukaryota; Viridiplantae; Streptophyta; Magnoliopsida; Magnoliales; Magnoliaceae.
CAAACUACCGAUUCCUCUCUUCCUUCUCUAUCCAUUUCCCAAACCGAAAAAUCCGUUAAACUCGUAUUUCUUCUAAGAUGACACAAAAGUCCAACCGCCGGAUUCUGACUUUUCCUGCCGUCCGUCCAUGCGAAGGCGUUUCUCCAGCCGCCCUUCUCCAUGCCCUCAUCACCGUCUCCCACACCGUCGUCGAUCACCGUACAAAAUUCUUCCCGGUCCACAAGCGCAACGUGCGGGAGACGAUCCGUGAGAUCGAAAUCCUUCUCCUCUUCUUGGAAGAAAUCGCCAGUCGUGGGUCCCGCAUCUCGGGCUCUAUCGUUGUCUGCUUCUCCGAGCUCUACGUCGUCCUUCAAAAGAUGCGGUACCUGUUAGAAGAUUGCUCUCACGAAGGCGCCCGCCUCUGGAUUUUGAUGCAAUCCGAGCGGGUAACCCACGAAUUCCGGAUCUUGAUCCGGUCGAUCGCGACAGCCCUUGAGGUGAUUCCCUUGAAAUCGAUCGAUGUGCCGACAGAAAUCAGGGAGCUGAUUGAAUUGGUCGGGAAGCAAUCGCAGAAGGUGAAGAUCGAGACGGAUCCAUGCGACGAGCGAGCCGCGAAUGAUGUUCUUGAUAUUUUGGGUGCGUUCGAGAAUAAGAUUGUUCCUGAUUCGAACGAUCUCAAACGGGUUCUCAACCAUUUGGAGAUUCGGAGCUGGAGCGAUUGCAAUAAAGAGAUUCGGUUCUUGGAGGAAGAGAUCCAAUGUGAAAGUUCGAAAGGGGAGGAGAAGGAAAUCGUCCUCCUUUUCAGCCUCUUAGGAUUCAUGAACUACUGCCGGUCGGUAUUGUUCGAUGAUUUAGAUGGCGGAAACAACGAACGGUCAGAUUGUAGACACGGCAAAGAGCUAGACAGCUCCCUGAAUCCAGAAGAUUUCAAAUGCCCCAUUACUCUCGAGCUAAUGAAGGAUCCAGUAACAAUCGCCACCGGGCAGACCUACGAUCGAUCGUCGAUUGUAAGAUGGUUCAAGGCAGGCCAUCUCAUCUGCCCAAAAACCGGUGAGAAGCUAAUGAGUACAGAGCUUAUCCCAAAUUACGCUCUACAAAAGCUUAUUCAGAAAUUCUGUAAUGAUAAUGGCGUUGUGAUUGCUGAAGUGAGAAAUCAUAACCACAAAUCCGAAAAAGCCCAAUUUAGGAGUAGUCCGGUUGCUUUGGAAUCCAUGAGAAUGCUUUCUGUCUUCCUUUUCGAGAAGCUCUCAAUUGGAACAGAAACAGCAAAGAACAAAACUGCUUACGAAAUCCGUUUGCUUGCGAAAACGAGCAUGUUCCAUCGAGCUUGCUUAGUAGAAGCAGGCGUGAUUCUGGGGCUCUUGAAUCUGCUGUCUUCUUCAAAUCCUACUGCACAAGAAAAUGCAAUCUCAGCUCUAUUGAACCUUUCAAAGCACUCAAAGGGAAAAACGGUUAUCUUCGAGAGCGGUGGAUUGGGCUCGAUCAUUCACAUUCUGCAAAAAGGGCUGAAAACGGAGUCACGGAAUAAUGCAGCAGCGGUUCUGUUUUAUCUAUCUUCAGUUGAAGAGUAUCGUGAGGCGAUUGGAGAUAUACCAGAAGCGAUCCCCAUGCUAGUAGGCCUGUUACAGAGUGGGAACGACCGUGGGAAGAAGAACGCAGCUGUCGCAAUCUUCGGGCUACUACAGUUCCCUGGCAAUCAUCGAAGAGUUUUGGCUGCUGGAGCUAUCCCUCCACUGUUAAAUCUCCUUAAAUCUGAAAGAUUGGAUCUUGCAACCGAUUCUCUAGCAGUUCUAGCAUCUCUAGCAGAGAAAACUGAAGGAACGGUUGCAAUAACACGAGCCUCAGCAAUACAGCCCUUAGUGGGCUAUCUACAUUCGUCUGGAUCCCGGACUGGAAGCGAGUACUGUGCUUCGAUUCUGUUUUCUCUGUCAAUCAACGGAGGAUUGGAAGUGGUUACCAUUUUAAAGAAAAUGCCUUUGCUGACAGGGUCGCUGUAUUCUCUUCUCACCGAAGGCAGUUCUCGUGCUAGUAAGAAGGCAAGAUUGAUACUCAGUCUCCUCCAUGGGGGCCAUAAUCCAGGUCCAUCUGGAAUGCAAAAUUCAACGGUCAGACGAGAGCGGGCGAUAGUUCAUGUUAUGUAAUCUAAUUUAUUUAUUUAUUUUACAAUUCUUUUAUUGAUGUGUUUGUAUUUUUGGAUGUAUUCGUCCGUGUACAUAUAUACGAAUGUGGGUGCAUGAUUCUUUUAUUUGUAUUUGAUGGUAUUAGCUCGAUUUUAUUCAAGAGCUAAUAUGAGUUAGGAUCCGUUUGGAGAGAUAAGGAUUCGAAUACGUGUUUAUAUGUACUUAGUUGUAUUUGUUGUAUGGAAUCUGAAUUUACAGAAUGAAAAAGUAGAAUUACCAGAAGAAA